Molecule: messenger RNA, 7416 nt
Organism: Colletotrichum costaricense
Lineage: Eukaryota; Fungi; Ascomycota; Sordariomycetes; Glomerellales; Glomerellaceae
Product: beta-ketoacyl synthase domain-containing protein
Exons: 12
Coding region: 1-7416 (2471 amino acids)
Biological process (GO): fatty acid biosynthetic process; secondary metabolite biosynthetic process
Molecular function (GO): oxidoreductase activity; fatty acid synthase activity
Source: RefSeq, a predicted model, not a curated record
AUGACCAAUAGCACCAAACCCCCAAUGAAUGGUUUUUGCAAUGAGACCCAUCAAGAGCUCUGUCUGUAUGAGCCCAUCGCAAUCAUAGGCAUGGGCGUGAGACUCCCAGGACGCGUCCAUAACGCUACCGACUACUGGGACCUCCUCGUCAACGGCAGAAGCGGACGUUGUCGAGUUCCAAAGAGUCGUUACAACAUCGACACCUGGUAUGGCAGUGGAAAAGCUGCCCACGUUCCCAGCGAGUUUGGCUAUUUUCUCGAUGACAUCAACCUGGCCCAUGUAGACCCUAGCUUCUGGUCUUUCACAAAGCAGGAGGCCGAACUCAUGGACCCCCGGCAACGUCUAUUCCUCGAAGUUGCUUAUGAAGCCCUUGAGAAUUCAGGUUCCACGAGAUGGAGAGGUUACGAUGUUGGGGUCUACGUUGGAACCAUGGGAGAAGACUGGAGUCAGCUUGAGUCUCGCGACAGUCAAAGCCUCCAACAGGUUCGACCUGAUGUGUAUGGAGACUAUAUCAUUGCCAAUCGGGCGUCGUAUGAGUUUGAUCUUACAGGACCGAGCGUCGUUGUUCGAACUGCAUGUUCCGCAUCUCUUGUUGCACUGCAUCAGGCAUGCCAAGACCUCCACAGCGGAGACUGUUCAUCUGCCAUAGUUGGGGGUGUCAACCUCAUCCUCAGCCCUAAGGACACCAUUAUCAUGCAGCAAAACGGAGUGCUGUCUCCGUCAGCAGCAUGCAAAAGCUUCGACGCCGAAGCCGAUGGAUUUGCGCGCGGUGAAGGCGUCUCUGCCAUUUACAUCAAGAAGGUGUCGGAUGCAGUACGCGAUGGCGACCCUAUCAGGGCAGUUAUUCGGUCAACCUGCACUGCGGGAAAUGGCAGAACCCCAGGACUGACGACGCCGAACCCUGAAAUACACGAAAGGCUCAUGAGAAGGGGACACAAGAUGGCUGGGAUCACCGACUUGUCCAAGACCGCGAUGGUAGAGUGUCACGGAACUGGUACUUUUGUUGGGGAUCCCCUGGAAGUCAGUGCAGUGGCCAACAUCUGGGGUGAUCACGGCAUCUAUAUCGGCUCAGUCAAGCCAAACAUCGGUCACGGCGAAGGGGCUUCUGGGCUCUCCAGUGUGAUCAAGAUGGUUCUGGCAUUGGAGAACUCCACCAUACCACCAAACAUCAACUUCAAAACUCCUAAUCCUCGAAUUCCAUGGAAGAGUGCCAAACUCAGAGUUCCCACAGAGCCUGUACCCUGGCCAACUGAUAAAGAUCAGCGGGUCUCAAUCAACAGCUUUGGUAUCGGUGGUUCGAACGCUCACGUGUUGCUGGAAUCUGCCUCUUGCUUUGGCCUAUCAACUUCCACCCUAACAAACGGCCUGAGCUCAGGGACUAACGUUCCAAAACACCAACUCUUGCCACUUUCCGCCACACAUCCUGAGUCAAUCAGUGUUAUGGGCCUCAAGGUUCAAAAUUAUUUGAGUCACAAACCUGCAAGCUUGGGCGACGUCGCACACUCAUUAGCAUCUCAUCGAGAGACACACCCAUAUCGAGCUUUCUGUGUGACCGACGGCUGCAGUUCCUUUCAGGUUUCAUCAGUUGUCAAAGCAACAACGGCCCCGCCAGAUGUAGUCUGGGUCUUCACGGGUCAAGGGGCCCAAUGGGCUCAAAUGGGCAAAGAACUUCUAGAGCAAGAGGGGUUGUUCAAAGACAGGAUCGAUGCCAUGGAUGGAGUUCUUGCAGGUCUUCCAGAUCCUCCACCAUGGACACUACGAGGUUGGUAUAUCUACGAAACUUGCUGGAAUCCCACUGAUAAUCUGGACCUCUCAGAAUUACUAUCUGCCCCGAAAGGAGAGAGUCGCCUCCAUGAAGCAGAGUUUUCGCAGCCAUGCUUGGUUGCGAUUCAAGUCGCGCUCGUCGAUUUGCUUCGCUCAUGGGCCGUUGUGCCAGCUGCAGUAGUGGGACAUUCUUCGGGCGAGACCGCUGCUGCCUAUGCGGCUGGUGCAAUUACAGCUGAAGAGGCUAUCUUGAUCGCCUAUCACCGUGGUCAGAUCACUCGUCUCAUAAAAGCUGCACACAAUGGCAGCAUGGCAGCAGUUGGUCUUGGCAGAAAACAAGUUGGGCGGUUUCUUCGCCCAGGUGUCAUCAUCGGCUGUGACAAUUCUCCGUCAAAUGUCACUCUGUCUGGCGAGAGCGAUGUUCUUGAGGAGAUUCUUCUGGAGCUCAGCUCUAAGCACCCAGAUGUUCUCGCCCGGAAGCUCCGCGUUGAGUGCGGAUACCACUCUCAUCAUAUGAAGACUGCCGCCGCAGAUUUCACAUCCCGUCUGGAGGGACUGCUUCAGAACAAGGAGCCGCGAAUCCCGUUCUAUUCGUCUGUGACAGGAGAGAAGAACACAGACAUGUCUCACACAUAUUGGGUCCGUAACGUCAUCUCGCCUGUUCUGUUCAAUACAGCGGUACAAGGAGUCCUAGACGAUUUCAAAUCCCCAAUUUUCGUCGAGCUUGGCCCUCACUCCGCCCUUGCCGGGCCUAUCCGUCAAAUCCUGAACUUCAAAAACAUGCCUGCCCAAUACAUACCGACGCUGGUGCGCAAUCAGGAUGCCAUUUCAGCCGUUCUGAAGACUGGAGGGGAGCUCUGGGUGGCCUGCAUCAAUAUUAACAUGGCUGCCGUCAAUCCACCGGGACAGUUUCUAACAGAUCUUCCGACAUAUCCAUGGCGCUACGAUGAGGAGUAUUGGCAAGAAAGCAGAAUUUCUCGCAGUUGGCGCUUCAGGACAUUCGAUCAUCACGAACUUCUCGGCUCUCGCGUCGAAGAGAUUUCGGACGCCUGCCCCGCUUGGAGGUGUAUUCUACGGCUUGAGGAUGUUCCAUGGCUGCAAGAACACGUCAUCCGGGACAACAUCACACUUCCUGCCUCUGGUUUCAUUUCUAUGAUAGGAGAGGCUCUGAGGCAGCUUCACGGGUUCGUGGACUUUACACUGGAAGCUGUGUCCAUGGAAGCAGCUUUGGUUCUCGAUGAAAAGCCAGUCGAGGUUGUGACGAUACUCAAUCCGUCAAAGUCAAAGACUUCGAGUAAGAAGAUCGUUUACGAUUUCUCAAUAUCCUCACUUGCAGAUGGGAGUGAAGUAUGGGUCAGCCAUGUAUUUGGCCAGUGCAAACCCGGCUCAGAUCGGAGGCAUGCUGUCCCUGACAUGCCUAUCCUACCACGUAAAGCUUCAGCAAAUUCAUUCUACAACACUUGGAAAAGACAUGGUCUGAACUACGGUUCCAACUUCAGGGGCUUGUCCAACGUCAUUUCACAUGUUAGGGAAGCCAAGGCUUUUGCAACACUGGAUAGCAAGCUCGCAGGCUACACCAAUUCGCCCUAUUCGAUUCAUCCAGUUACUCUCGACACAAGCAUGCACGUGGCAAUGAUAUCCGAGGCCCGUGGUCUGGAGCGAAACUUCCAAGGUCUAGUUGUUCCCACUUACAUCCAAGAGGUGUAUGUUGCUCGACCAACCGGACAGAUCAAUGUUGUCGCUAGGGCCGAUAAUGAGGCUGAAGUAAUUGCCAAGAGCAAUAUUGUUGGAAUUUCCGAUGGACAAGUCGUGAUCAAGAUCUCUGGCUUAGAGGUCACUCAACUCUGUGGAGUUACCAGUGACCAAGAAGCAGAAGAUCCUCACGCUGGUGUCGUUUUGAACUGGAUGCCAGACAUUAACUUCACGAAGCUGACUCAACUAUUCCGCCGUCGGGAAAUGGAUGCCAGUUUCAACGUUUUGAAUGAACUGGUCUUGGCCUGCAUCGUUGAUCUGAGAACUCAGCUUCAGUUCCUUCCUGCCACGCAACCUCACUUUGUGAACUACAAGAGUUGGCUUGAUGCGUCAUAUCGCAAGGCUAUGACUGGGCGGUACGCAGAUGUCCUCAACGCUUUCGACAUCGCAACGAUGAAUCACAAGGCAAGGCUCGAGGCUAUCGGUAAAAUGGCAGAGUCUUGCAAGCGGACUCCUGCGUUGGACGCCUCUGUGUCGAUAUUCCGCGUGCAUACCUUUGGCGCAGACUGCUUCUCCGGAUUGCCCCAUGCGAUGAAGCCACUCGCACAGCCCAGCCAUUUCGACGGAGUUGCCAACCUCAUAGCUGACGUAGACUUCACCGACUUUGUUCGACUUCUAGGGCACAAGAACCCAGGGUUGAGAGUUUUACACAUAGGCGCGAGAGAGAGCGAUGACUUGCUAUCGAAGUUAUUGUGUUCCAAUGACAUCAACUUUCCAUAUGGUAGCUACGUUUAUACCGGCGCUUUCUCAAAACCGCCGAAUUCUUUGAGAAGCUGUUUCGAGUCAGCACCGGCUGUUACCUACAAGCAGUUCGUGAUGGACGUAGAUCUAUCAUCACAGGGCUUCUCGGAAAAAUCAUUCGAUCUCAUCAUCUCCGAACCUACGCUAUCCUCUUUCUCGAACGUCUCCAUAAUCAACAUGCGAAGACUGCUUAGUCCGCGAGGUCAUCUGAUUCUUCAACAUGCGAACCCCGAAUCCAACCUUCUUCGAUUCGCAUACGGGCUAUCUACUAACUUCGAUUUCGGCUACGGCUCCCUGGGCAGUCCUGACAUAUUGCUGAACCAACUAAGUCACGCUGGCUUCGACAAUGUCUCAACCUUUACCUUCGCAGGAGAGCAUGGUAGGGUCACUGUCGCCACACCAUUUGCUGACUUCCCAAAAAUGAGCAAGACCAGCAUCAUCUGUCAAGACCCAAGUCAUCAUCUGGUUGUUGCAGCAACAAGCAACUUAGAAUCCCGCGGUAUUUGCCCACAGUUCUUUUCCCUUGGGCAGGAGCUGCCCCAUGGUCAGGCCGUCGUGUGUUUGUUAGAUCUGGAAGGCCCCUUCCUUCAUGACAUGGAUAGCAUCCAGUGGGAAAACCUUAAGAAGUCUUUGUAUUCUGCGCAGGAUGAGAGAUUCCUUUGGAUCACUGCAGCCUCUCAAAUUCACUGCAAAGACCCAAGGUACUCUUUGACACUGGGUGUGACCCGCAGCAUCCGGAGAGAAUUAUCGAUUGACCUGGUCACCCUUGAACUGGAAUCUUACGACGGUAGCGGAUGGAAUGCCAUGACCACUGUCUUCGAGUCUCUUGGCGACCGAAGCAGCAUUGACGGCACUAAGGCGGAUUCUGAAUAUGUCAGCUCCGGGGGGGUGAUUCAAAUAUGUCGGUUCCAUUCUGUCAAGGUUUCCGACGACCUACGCCAGCGAUGCGAGGGUGCACCCAAGGUUUUGAGGAUGAAGAAGCCCGGAAUUUUGCAAUCUUCAACAUGGGAAGAGUCAGAAGCCACGACGCUGAGCGAUGAUCGUGUGGAAGUCUCAGUGAAAGCUGUUAGUCUGAACGCAGAGGACUCAAAAUUCUCAUCGGGUGACUUAAAAGAUAGCAGCAGCGCCUGCGCCAAAAUCGGCCUUGAAGGUAGUGGUGUUGUGACAGCUGUCGGGCCAAAGGCCUGUCGGUUCCGAGUGGGUGAUCGUGUUGCGUUUAACCUCUGUAGCUCCUUGGCCACCACAAUCAUCGUCCCGGAGUCUCUUUGUGCAGAUAUUCCACACGAAAUGACAUUUGAAGAGGCUGCUUCGUAUCCUUACUCUUAUAGCACGGUGCUUUAUGGACUUAUGGAGCUUGGCAGGUUGAGGAAGAACCAGACUCUUCUGAUUCAUUCAAAGCCAGGUGCUCUUGGUUUAGCUGCUAUCCAAGUCGCAAAAAUGGUCGGUGCAGAGAUGUUCUGCACGACGGAGAAUGCGACACAAGCCCGAUAUCUGCAGAAGUUGUACGGUAUUCCGAGCAACCGUAUCUUAAGCUCCGAUAUCACCUCAUUGGUGCCUGAGAUCCUACACGAGACAAAUAGCCGGGGUGUGGACAUCGUCUUCAGCACGCGUCCUGAAUCUAUGCAGGAGAGCUGGGCAUGUCUCAAGCCGUUUGGAACGAUGGUACAAGUACGACAUGGUGGAGAUCAAAUGGCGGAUACUUUGAAGAGUUGCCGCAACCGAACUUUGGUGAACAUUGACCUCGAGGAAAUGAGAGUUCACCAGCCCGAGGAGAGUACUCGUCUUCUGGAGCAGGCAUUCUUGUUCCACAAGUUUGGACUCAAUAAGCCCUCGCAGCCCAUUACAGUCUUUCCAGCUUCUGACAUACUGUCAGCUUUCAAGUACUUGCAAAGUGAAGGGCGUAUCGGCCAAAUUAUUAUCAAGAUGCCCGAGAGCAACAUAGAGCUCCAAGCUCUUCCCUUACGACGAAGUUUAUCUCUCCGUUCGGAUAGAACCUAUGUCAUCGUCGGCGGUCUUGGAGGAUUGGGUCAAGCCACCGGAAGAUUCCUCAUCGAAAAGGGGGCUCGUCAUUUGAUAUUCUUUUCCAGAUCUGCCAAAGAUGUCGCCCACUCAGCAUAUUUCAAGGAGCUUGAAUCUCUAGGCUGCACGGUUCAAGCCGUUUCUGGUAGUGUCAACGAGAUGACGGAUGUGGUGAGGAUGGUUGACUCAGCAACUACUCCGAUUGCUGGGGUGUUACACGCUGCAAUGGUACUUCAGGAUGUUCACUUCGCCGACAUGACUUUUGAGCAAUGGCAGACUGCCGUCUCACCAAAAGUACAAGGAACUUGGAAUCUCCACUACGCUCUCCAAGCACAGAGAGAUCCUCUUGACUUCUUCUUUCUCUUCAGCUCCCUCUCGGGUUUGGGAGGACAGAUUGGACAGGCCAAUUAUGCUGCUGGGAACGCAUUCCUCGAUGCGUUUGUUCAGUACCGGCAUUCUCAGGGUCUAGCAUGUUCUGUACUUGAUAUUGGCAUCAUGGAAGACAUCGGUGUUCUUGCCAGGGAGACCAAUCGCCUCGAAGCUCUUCGCUUGACUUCUCAGCAUUGCCUUCAUGAACAGGACCUCCUUGAUGCCAUGGAGUUGAUGAUUGAGAGAUCUCAAGCGAAGAAGAGGACUCAUACGCAGCCCUUAUUGCAUUCGAUGGAAGGCUACUCAAAUCCGAGUCAGCUUGCCAUCGGAAUGCGGUCUUCGUCUUCCAUAAACAGAACCGGUUGGCAGCAAGAUCCGCGUGCCGGAUUCCUAGCAAAGACUGUGUCUGUAGACGGUCCUAUCGAUCAGCACACAUCAGAAAGUACUCUGAAAGAUUAUCUUCAGAGAUGUGUGUUAGAUCCCUCGCAGCUGGAAUCAGACGAGGCGAAACACUUCCUGGCUGGGGAGAUUGGUGCAGCAUUGCGGGGCUUCAUGAUGCGACAAGAUGAGGACGUCGACCUGACAAUGCCGCUGCAAACGGAUUCCUUGGUCACAGUUGAGCUUCGAAACUGGCUGAGACAAAAAGUUGGUGUAGUCCUCAAUGUUCUCGAGAUGAAGAGUGCAGCGAGUGUGAUCGCGCUGGGUGGUUUGGUGGCGAUGAGACUUUCGGCCGUGUACAGAAAUCGUAUGCAAGAUGUGGGCAUCAGUUGA